This is a messenger RNA of Parnassius mnemosyne (clouded apollo), 1457 nucleotides long. Lineage: Eukaryota; Metazoa; Arthropoda; Insecta; Lepidoptera; Papilionidae. The record is from the annotation of a GenBank genome assembly.
GAUAUUUCGAUAUUAUUUGCCCAAGCCUAAAUCAUUUUAAUUUUAGCUUUUCAGUUAAUUUGUUAAUGUAGUGGUUUUCACUAAGUUUUCAGUUUCUAAAUUUUAUUCAACUCGAUGUGAGAUGGGAAUGGCUUCUUUUUCACUUUUGCUUAAACAUGACCCGUUAAACUUGUGUAAAUUUAAUUUUCACUUUACAGUACCUACCUAACAUAGUUAUAUACAAAAGUAGUGAUAAAGGUACAGUUCAUUGUAAGUAAAACCUGAAGGGAUAAUAAGUGUUCUGUGAUGAAUAUGCGUAACAAUUAUGAGGACUAAUGAUGAUUUCUGUGGUUACGAAUUUAGUGAAUUUAAUUGCAACUGUUACUCAGUGGGUAUUUGUUACAGCUUCAGUACUAGGAAAAUUAAUUGUAGCUGUUAUAUCUACAAUUUUUGGUGUAUUUUAUGAAAGUGCACAAAGGAUUUUACUUUUUUUUCAAAUAGUAUACGAGGAUAAUGUCACAAUUUUUACUGAAGAAUUACCAAAUUUGACAAUCUACAUAAUAGAAACUGCCGUUAAACAAUGGUAUCAAGUUCAAAACUACCUAAAUAUGAUGUACUAUGGCUUAGUUGACAAUUUCAAACUAAUAUUUGGUUUAAUUUAUUGGUCAUUUGAAGAAAUUUUUGUAGUUAUUAGUGACAUUUUUAUGUUAUGGAAGAAAACUUUUAUAUUUUUGGGAGAAACAUUGUGGUUAAUGUUGACAUUUAUACCUAUUCACUUACCACAAAUAAUGAGAGAAAUGUGGAUAAGUGUAAGUGGCAGUAUCUAUCAUGUUAUGUUUCAUGCUUACAUGAGCCUAUUACAUUUUACUAAUUUCUUAACUGAUGUGCCUUUGGAAUCAUUCAUAGGAAUACUGAUUACUAUGAUUAUAGUGCGACUAUGCUUACACUUUAGAUUUACGUUAAGAUCUCAAAUGUCUACUGUAUAUUGGAAUUGCAAAAGGAAAGUUUUAUAUCUUUAUUACACAAUUUAUAAUUACUUCAAUGAUUAUGAAACUAGAUUGAUAGCACAAAUGUCUGGUGGGCAACAGAUGACUACUCAAGAAGAGGGUGCUGUGCAAUCAGCAGAUGAGGUUUUAAGUGCCGCAGAAGCCCUUUGUAUUAUUUGUCAAGAACGGCCAAAAUGUGUUUUGAUUUUGCCAUGUCGCCAUGUCUGCUUGUGUACAGAGUGCUGCAUGCGUCUUUAUGGAUAUCAGCGUACAUGUCCUAUUUGUAGGACUUUUAUUUAUCAUUCUGUGCCUGUUUACUUGUGAUAUAUUUAAGCAAAUCAUUCCUUAAACAAAAGAAGAAAGAUGCAAAUGUUAUUUUUUAAAAUUAUAUUCUUCUUCUUCUUUGCUUUUUGGCUUCUCUUAAAAUAAUUCUGCCAAUGUCAAGUCAGUCAUGGGAGUGACAACAAGUUAAAUAAAAUCUUAUUUUUUUAU